AUGCAGUCUGAGAAGGAAAUUGAGACAUAUGGAAACAAAAAUAUAUUGCUGGUUGUCUACAUCCUCACCUUUCUGAUUGGCUUCCCAGCCAACAUGGUGGCCUUCUACACCUUCAGCAAAAAGGUGAGGCAGAAAGCCAUCCCAAUUGAUGUCCUGCUUCUCAACCUAACCAUCUCGGACAUUAUCUUCCUGCUUGUCUUGCCAUUCAAAAUGAAAGAGGCAGCAGACAACAUGAAAUGGUACCUGCCCGACUUCCUUUGUCCAUUGACCAACUUUGUCUUCUACACCACCAUCUACAACAGCACCUUUUUUCUAACUGCCAUCAGUGUUGAACGUUAUCUGGGAGUGGCUUUCCCCAUCCAGUACAAACUCAAAAGACGGCCAUUGUACGCUAUGGUGGCUAGUUUCUUCUUCUGGACAAUUUCCAUGGCUCAUGUCAGUAUUGUCUACAUCAUGCAAUACCUUCACCAAUCCAACACUAGCCAGACAGAACUGGGCAGGUGUUAUGAAAAUUUCACACAAGAGCAGAUGGUGGUCUUAAUGCCCGUUCGUUUGGAGCUCUUCCUGUUUUUAUUCUGCUGUCCCUUUCUCAUCUGCUGCUUCUGCUACAUCAACUUUGUACAGAUCCUUUCACAACGGCCAAACAUCAGCCAAAAGAAGCGCCUGCGGGCCAUUGGCCUGUCUCUGGGGACCCUGCUGGUGUUCGUUGUCUGCUUCGCACCCUUUAACCUGUCACACGUGGUGGGCUUCAUUAAAUGGGAGAGUCCCUCUUGGCGGGUGGAAGCAGUCUUGUCCAGUACCAUAAAUGCCUGCUUAGACCCGAUUAUCUUCUAUUUCUCCUCGUCGGCCCUCAGUGGUACCUUUCACCACUUCCUUAAGAGCUUUGUGGAGAGAGUACAGCAGUUGUGUGGCCCCUGUAAGGCUCUCAACUCAAGAAGUCAGGACAGCCCACCAAACUCAAAUGACAGCUUGUAGUGAAUAUUGUUGCA
Messenger RNA from Esox lucius (northern pike), 989 nucleotides. Its product is annotated as free fatty acid receptor 2-like. Gene Ontology annotation, molecular function: G protein-coupled receptor activity. Lineage: Eukaryota; Metazoa; Chordata; Actinopteri; Esociformes; Esocidae. The record is from RefSeq and is a predicted model, not a curated record. Gene Ontology annotation, biological process: cellular response to fatty acid; G protein-coupled receptor signaling pathway. The transcript has a single exon. Gene Ontology annotation, cellular component: plasma membrane. Bases 1 to 975 code for a protein of 324 amino acids.